This is a messenger RNA of Ornithorhynchus anatinus (platypus), 1457 nucleotides long. RefSeq names its product EGF like domain multiple 8 (gene EGFL8). Gene Ontology annotation, cellular component: extracellular region; cell surface. Gene Ontology annotation, biological process: anatomical structure development. NCBI's taxonomy places the organism in Eukaryota, Metazoa, Chordata, Mammalia, Monotremata, Ornithorhynchidae. The record is from RefSeq and is a predicted model, not a curated record. Gene Ontology annotation, molecular function: calcium ion binding; signaling receptor binding.
GACCCGCCUCCACCGUCUCGUCUGCGAGGUAUCCCGGGCUCAGCUUGCCCCAGUCCUGCUUGCCCCAGCCCCGGGGUCACAGACCCAGAGACGGAGACAGCCGGGCCCGGACACUGUUUCCAGGUUUCAAGGGCUGCCGGCCCCAGGGGUCGGGCCGGGCGGGGGUCCAUGGCCCGAGCGGCGCUGAGCCCGUCGCUCCUGCUGUCGCCACUGCUGCUGUUGCUGCUGGUCGGAGCCCCGGGGGUCCGCGGGGACCCCCGCCAACACAGACAGGGGGUGUGUUCCACUCAGUCCCUGCGGGUCCCACUCCACUACAACGAGUCGUACAGUCAGCCCGUGUACAAGCCCUACCUGACCCUGUGCGCAGGGCGGCGCGUCUGCAGCACCUACAGGACCACCUACCGCGUGGCGUGGCGGGAAGUUCGACGGGAGGUGCUGCAGACUCACGCCGUGUGCUGUCAGGGCUGGAAGAAGCGGCACCCAGGGGCGCUGACCUGCGAGGAAGCCAUUUGUCCGAAGCCCUGUCAAAACGGAGGGGUCUGUGCCCGGCCUGGCCAGUGUCAGUGUGCCCCCGGCUGGGGGGGGAAGUAUUGCCACGUGGAUGUGGACGAAUGCCGGGCCGGGGUCCCCCUCUGUUCCCACCGUUGCCUCAACACGCGGGGCAGCUUCGUCUGCGGCUGCCCGCCGGGGCUGACCCUAGGGCCGGAUGACCGGACCUGCCGGGAGGAGGGGCCCCCGGAGCCCUCACCCAGCCCCAGCAUCCUCAGUGUGGCAGUGCGGGAGGCCAAGCAGGACGAGCGUGCCCUGAGGCGGGAGAUGGGGGAACUGCGGAUCCGCCUCGAGCAGCUGGAGGAGUGGGCAACUCGGGCAGGGGCCUGGGUCCGCGGCGUCCUCCCCGUACCCCCCGAGGCGCUGCGUCCGGAGCAGGUGGCCGAGCUGUGGGGCCGCGGGGACCGCAUCGACUCACUCAGUGACCAGGUGCUGCUCCUGGAGGAGAAGCUGGGCUCCUGUUCUUGUGAGGACAACAGUUUGGGGCCUGGUCUCAAUCGCCGAUGAAAGCUCACCUGAUCUGGUGCUGGGCUUCCGCGUCCAACCUCCUGGACCCUAAUUUAUACCAACCUCUCUCCACCCCACUAACCCCCGUAAGGGCCAGACGCCUGGGUCCCCAGACCCUUGGGCUGCUGUGGACACCGAUAAGGCGGCACAGUGGAAACGGAAAUGACUUGGGCCCUAAGAGGUGAAGAACGGGCAGCUUGGGUUCAAGCGCUUAGUACAGCACUCCACACACGCCAAGCGCUCAACAAAUAUGACUGCUGCCUUCCCUGCCUCGCGGGGAGAAGGAGCCUGUAACCACUCCCUCCUUCCUCCCCCACCCCCGCAAAAAACCCAGGCCCGCUCUCUUCUGCGCUUUAUUCUCCGACUUUGUUAUUCGAAUUAAUAAAAACCAUUGCCGUGGG